Messenger RNA from Abrus precatorius (Indian licorice), 2757 nucleotides. RefSeq lists its product as uncharacterized. Lineage: Eukaryota; Viridiplantae; Streptophyta; Magnoliopsida; Fabales; Fabaceae. Gene Ontology annotation, cellular component: intracellular membrane-bounded organelle. The record is from RefSeq and is a predicted model, not a curated record. The coding region runs from base 1 to 2757 and encodes 918 amino acids. The transcript has a single exon.
AUGGAUUCUCUUCUCUCUUUGUUCAUCGUUCUUCUCACUUUAUCUUCCUUCAACCUUUUCUCCUCCUUUGCCUCACAACCCUCUUACAAAGACCACUGUGCUUCCAUAGUUCCAUACUCAAGUCCCACUACCAAACUCACCCUCAACACUUUCCCUCUUGGUGAUCAUUAUGAAGGUUACUACAAAGGAGGUGAUAGCAUCAUUGAUGUUGAGGCUUCUUUGAACCGCUUCUUCUUUAGCCUCUCAAAAAGGAAAACAUUUGCUACUCAAACACCUCAACUUUUCAAAGUUGAAGGCACCAUAUCAUUCAGAAGCACCAACACAUUUAACAAUGAUGGUAGUUCAUAUUAUUAUAUGGGUCAACGUGGUUACCGUAGAGGUUACGUUGCCUUUAAGCUUGAUGGGUUCUGGUCUGAAUCUUCAGGGAAGAUUUGCAUGGUUGGGACAAGUGGUGGCUAUUCAAAAACAGGUAACUAUCUUAAUGUGGAUGUUGUUUUUAAGCUUGAUAAUGUGUUCAAUGCAAGUAAUAUCACUAGUUUGGUUAGUGGAAGGUUGGAGAGUUUGAGUUCUGAAAAGGAUGAGAAUCACUUUGAACCCAUUUCUGUGUUGAUGUUUCCAAAAGCAAAUUAUAAUUAUACCUUGAAUUCCAUAGAAGCUGACAAGGAGUUCUCUUCUUGGGGUGAUUCUGAGAAGGGUUUAGCAUUAAAAUCAGUGAGCUUUUGUUCAUAUCCCCUCUCAAGGGUGAUUAGAAGGCUCCAAUUAGAGUUCUCUCGUGAGUGCAAUUCUUCUAAGAACUGUACUCCUAUUGCUGAGAGUUCUGGUCAACUUCCGUCUUUAAUGUCUUUGGAAGGCAUUGAAUGUUCUCUUACCAACAAGAAGCAUAGGUUGAGGGUUCUGGUGAGGUUUUCCAAUGCUAGUGACUAUUGGAUUAGCCGGAGUUUCAAUCCUAAAACUAUGUUGGUAGGGGAAGGGUGGUGGGAUGAGAAGAAAAACAUGUUGUGCGUAGUGGCUUGCCAUAUCAUGGGCACUGCAUCAUCCUUGGUUGGCACUCAUGUGGGUGAUUGCUCAAUGAGAUUAUGGUUGAGGUUCCCCACAAUAUGGUCAAUCAAAAACACUAGCGCUAUAGUUGGCCAAAUUUGGAGCAACAAGACUGCAAGUGAUUCAGGCUAUUUCAAGAUGAUAACAUUUAGAACUGAUAUGAAUGGUCCGUUGAGAGGUCAAGGCUUAAAGUAUGAGUAUAGCCAAUUAGAAAAAGUUAACCAAUCAUGCCCCAUACACAAGCCUAAUGACCAAGGUAAGAGAUACCCAGAUGCCUAUUCUUAUAACAUGAGAUUUGAUAUGUCAGUUAGAGAGUCCAACAAGAAAGUAGCUUGGGGUUAUUCAGAUCCCAUGGCUGUUGAUGAUCAAUUCAAUGAGUUGGAUCUACCUACAUUUGAUUCUUUCUCAAGUGAGUCAACUGAAGUUCCUGAUUCAACCUUUAACAACAACAAUGGUAGCUUGUUUAACAUUAGCUACAAGAUUAGCAUCUCAGAGAUGUCAUAUUCAAAGUUAGGCGACAGGAAUUCAGUGUUUAAUUUGUCCUCUCCUACAGUGAGGAUCACUGCAGAAGGAAUUUAUGAUGCUGGAUCAGGAAUCUUGUGUAUGAUAGGUUGCCGUGACCUUGUCUCAAAAAAUGAGACACCAAUAGCUCAUUCUGUGGACUGUGAGAUUCUAAUUAAGUUUCAGUUCCCACCAUUAGACACAAAUGAUGGAAGCUACAUUAAGGGAAGCAUUGAAAGCAAACGUAAAGAAUCAGACCUUCUUUAUUUUAAACGUUUACAAAUAUCUGCAGUUGCAUAUUACAGGGAAACAACAAGAGAAAAUGUUUGGAGAAUGGAUAUGGAAAUCAUCAUGGCUUUAAUAUCUACAACUCUAGCAUGUGUUUUUGUGGGAUUGCAACUAUACCAUAUUAAGAGACACCCUAAUGUGCUACCCUUCAUCUCACUUAUUAUGAUGUCUAUUCUUACUUUGGGUCACAUGAUACCCCUUGUUCUAAACUUUGAAGCUCUUCUCACACAAAAUCCUCAAAGCAGGAGCAUAGUACUUGGAAAUGUUAAUUGGCUUGAAGUUAAUGAAAUAAGUGUGAGGGUGAUCACCAUGGUAGCUUUCUUGUUGCAAUUUCGUCUCUUGUAUUUGACUUGGUCGGCAAGAAAGAGCGAUGAAAGCAACAAAGGCGUCUUGGUUGCUGAGAAAAAGGUUACUUAUGUCACUUUACCUUUGUAUGCAAUGGGCUUAUUGAUUGCAUUGUUGUUGAAAUUGAAGAAAGAUGGAGAUAUAAUCACUCCAUCUUACCAACAUCAUUCAUAUUGGCAGAACUUGAAAUCUUAUGGUGGUUUGGUAUUGGAUGGUUUUCUCUUCCCACAAAUCAUUCUAAACCUGUUCUCAAAUAUGAGGGACAGUGUUCUUUCAUGUUCUUUUUACUUUGGAACUACUUUUGUGAGACUAUUGCCACAUGCCUAUGAUCUUUACAGGACUCAUAGUUAUGCUCCCCAAGAUUAUGGAUCAUACUUCUAUGCAGAUCCAAGUGAAGAUUUUUAUUCCACUGCUUGGGAUAUUGUCAUUCCUUUGGGAGGUAUCCUAUUUGCUAUCAUUAUUUUUUUGCAGCAACGUUUUGGUGGCCAAUAUAUUCUGCCUCAAAGAUUCAAAGGGUCUAAGGUAUAUGAAAAGGUGCCUAUGGUCUCUGAAUCAGAAGCAGAAGUGGAGACAUCCAACAUGUAA